Molecule: messenger RNA, 2543 nt
Organism: Lagenorhynchus albirostris (white-beaked dolphin)
Lineage: Eukaryota; Metazoa; Chordata; Mammalia; Artiodactyla; Delphinidae
Gene: NFS1
Product: NFS1 cysteine desulfurase
Exons: 13
Coding region: 486-1862 (458 amino acids)
Biological process (GO): [2Fe-2S] cluster assembly
Cellular component (GO): mitochondrion; nucleus; cytosol
Molecular function (GO): cysteine desulfurase activity; pyridoxal phosphate binding
Source: RefSeq, a predicted model, not a curated record
GCCCCUCACCUGAGACAGGAAAAGGUGCCGAAGAGCGCCCCGGCUGCCAUGCCCACGGCGCAACCCAUCACAAAGCCCAUCUUCACGCGGUCGAAGCAGCUUGGCUGUGACUGUCCAUAGGGGCCCACGGCCACCGGCAUCUGCGGAGUUCGAAGGCUUGGGGAGAGUGGGCCUAGCCGCCAGCCCGAGUCGGGCAGGGGGCGUAGGAGGUGGGGCAGGGAGCAGGCCGGAGGGUUCGGGGAAAUCCGGGAAGGAAAAGAAGGGUGUAGCCCGGCUCCAUCACCCGCUGAGCGUUCGAGUCCCCGCGCCACGGUGCCCCCACCUUACCUUGCUCGCGGCCUUGGUCGCUCAGCUCCACGUCUCACACGGAACGCGAGGCGGAGCGCACUCGCGGCCAGAGGAACCGCUUCCGGGGCGCGGAGUAGUACUUCCGGGGGUCUGUAGCUGGGGACGGCAGCCUCUUCGGGCGCAGGGCUGCCACCGAGAUGAUGCUACUGAGAACCUCUUGGAGGCUGGUGGCCGCGGCCGCCCCCGCCGCUCUGUGGCCGAGGGCGAAGGCACCCAGUCGGGGGCUGCGCCUGCGCGUUGUAGACCAUGCUCCCCAGUCUGCUGUUCCCUCAGAUGCAGCCACUGCUCCGGAGGCGGAAUCAGUGCUGCGACCUCUGUAUAUGGAUGUGCAAGCUACAACUCCUCUGGACCCUCGGGUGCUUGAUGCCAUGCUCCCUUACCUAGUCAACUACUAUGGGAACCCACAUUCCCGGACACAUGCUUAUGGCUGGGAGAGUGAGGCAGCCAUGGAACGUGCUCGCCAGCAAGUAGCAUCUCUGAUUGGGGCUGAUCCUCGUGAGAUUAUCUUCACUAGUGGCGCUACUGAAUCCAACAACAUAGCAAUUAAGGGGGUGGCCAGGUUCUACAGAUCACGGAAAAAGCACUUGAUCACCACGCAGACAGAACACAAAUGUGUCUUGGACUCCUGCCGUUCACUGGAAGCUGAGGGCUUUCAGGUCACCUACCUCCCAGUGAAGAAGAGUGGGAUCAUCGACCUGAAGGAACUAGAGGCUGCCAUCCAGCCGGAUACCAGUCUGGUCUCAGUCAUGACUGUGAACAAUGAGAUUGGAGUGAAGCAACCCAUUGCAGAAAUAGGGCACAUUUGCAGUUCCAGAAAGGUGUAUUUCCAUACUGAUGCAGCCCAGGCUGUUGGAAAAAUCCCACUUGACGUCAACGACAUGAAAAUUGAUCUCAUGAGCAUCAGUGGUCACAAAAUCUAUGGUCCAAAAGGGGUUGGUGCCAUCUACAUUCGCCGCCGGCCCCGUGUGCGUGUGGAGGCCCUGCAGAGUGGAGGGGGGCAGGAGCGGGGCAUGCGGUCUGGGACAGUCCCAACACCCUUGGUGGUGGGGCUGGGGGCUGCGUGUGAGGUGGCACAGCAAGAGAUGGAGUAUGACCACAAGCGGAUCUCCAAGUUAGCAGAACGACUGACACGGAAGAUAAUGAAGAGCCUUCCAGACGUGGUGAUGAAUGGGGACCCUGAGCACCAUUACCCAGGCUGUAUCAACCUCUCCUUUGCAUAUGUGGAAGGGGAGAGUCUGCUGAUGGCACUCAAGGAUGUUGCCUUAUCCUCGGGAAGCGCCUGCACCUCUGCAUCCCUGGAGCCCUCUUACGUCCUUCGAGCAAUUGGCACUGAUGAGGAUUUAGCUCACUCUUCUAUCAGGUUUGGAAUCGGCCGUUUCACUACAGAGGAGGAAGUAGACUACACAGUGGAGAAGUGCAUUUACCAUGUGAAGCGUCUUCGAGAAAUGAGCCCUCUCUGGGAGAUGGUGCAGGAUGGCAUUGACCUCAAGAGCAUCAAGUGGACCCAACACUAGAAGAGUGGGCCUCUGACUUUGUGCUGGCCUGGCGUCUCCUGCCUCAUCAACCCAUGCACAGCCAGGUACCUUGUUACCCCCAGUGGCUGCUCCAUGUUCACACCAGAAUUGGUAUAGCCCGGCUGACUUCAGCAUUGGCCUGCUUCCAAGACAGAAACAUGAGAAAACUAUCUUUCUCCAGCCUCAGCUCCUUUGGUGGGGAACACUACCCAUUUCUCUCCAGGAGUCCUUCUGUGGUCUUGUAGUGAGUGGAUGUUCUCAUCCUGAAACAGGAGGGACAUUUGCUAUGAAUGAUAUUGCUACUGCUUGGGGAGCCCAUACCCUUGGUGGGGGGAGCCCGAGGAACCAGAAGAAGGCUCUUUGUUCAGGGACCCUGAUGCUCUACUUGGACAUUUGAGUUGUUGCUUACUGCUGCUCAGAGAGAUUGACUCCUUCAGAAUCAAGCAUAAUCAUCUACGAUUUCAUCUUUUUCGUGGCUCCAAAGGCUACCUUUUCAUAUUGACUAUAGACUGAACAGCAAGUUUCUUAGAAGGCUUGUCUCCUUUGUGUUCUUGUCCUUCUUUUCUUUUGACCUAUUGGAGCCAGAAAUACGUGUAUGACUCUACCUAUUAUUGUACUAAUUUGUUUCUUUUAAAAAAAUUGUUAAGUUGCAAAUUAGAGAAAUAAAAUCACCUUCCUCUA